UAUUAAUCUUGGAUUUCACUAUUAUCUUAAACUAUUUCUAUAAUUUUAGAUUAGGUUUAAAUAACUAUGUCAGAUGAUGAUGCUAAUUCUUAUUCAAGCAGGGAGAAAAAUUUCUUAGCUAUUGUAACAGAUAACAGCGAUUUUAAUGAUAGUAAUGAGGAUAUUUAUAAAGCCUCUAACAAGGAACUUGUAAAAAACUUCGCUAGUCAAAUUAAUACACUGGAGGAAUAUGAUGAUGAAUUAAUAAAGUUGUUUCUUGAAAAAGAAAUUCUAGAAAAAGCUUUGCAAAGUGAGCAUGAGCUCAGUGGCAGCAAUGACCAAAAUUUAAAGUUGGAUGAUAAUUUAAAUCUAAUUGAAUCUUCAUCAGAAGAUUAUGAACAAUGUCCUAUAUGUUUAAUCAGAUUUAUAGAUCAAGAUACUGCAUCACCAAAUAAUUGUGAUCAUAGUUUUUGUUUAGAAUGUUUAACCGAAUGGUCCAAAAAUGUAACAACCUGCCCAAUUGACCGGAAGCCUUUUGAAUAUAUAUAUGCUAGACACUCAUUUGAAGGCACUAUAUAUAAAAAAAUAAUGGUUGAUAUCAAAAAAAUAGAGGACAUAUUUGAAGAUAAUUUAGAAGAUACAACCCAUUGUGAAGUUUGCCAUUCGGGGGACAGAGAAGAAAUUCUUUUAUUAUGUGAUAUAUGCAAUAAUGGGUAUCACAUGGAUUGCUUGACUCCCAUUUUGGUGGAAGUUCCAAUAGCCGAAUGGUUCUGCCCAGAAUGUGAUAGACCAACUUCUUCGGAAUCCUCCUUUUACUCCCCCAGCAUAUCUAAAAGCGAUGCUGAUGGACUAAGAAAAUCGAAACGUUUAAUCAAACUUGAACAACCCCAAGGCUCAAGCAGGUUCACGCUUCAAUUCAACGAAGAAACGGCUUCAACAUCGAGACAUGUCGGAAGGGGGCUCGCCAUACCUCGGACAGGGGUUAGCGAAAGGGUAAGAGCUAGGAUAAUUCAAAACCGAGCCCGAAACUGCAAACCCCGGAAUAAUCCAUCCUUUCCAUUCCAUACUAUUGUCGAAUCUAACUUGCCCCUCACCACAUCAUUGUGUAAAUCAGCUUCCGUUGCCUCUCUAGGCGAUAACGACCUUAGUAACAGUGCUGAAGAAGGCGGAGAAGUCAUACGUUUGCUGCAAGCCUUAAAGGAUAGGCGGAAAAAAACGGCGCUAAGACUAAAAACGAAGAGAAAAAGGAAGAAAAAUGGCAAGAGAAUCAGGAUCAAACCCAAGCGACGUUUUAAGAAUAGGGAGAGCUUCAGAGGCCGAGAUAGAAAGAAUCGACUUAAAGAGCGUUACGAGAAGGUUCUGGCACUAGCCAAAAAGAGAAAGUCCCAAAUCAAAAAGGAACGGCGAGUUGAUAACGAAAUCAAGGCAUUUGGUCACGAAUCCGAAAAAUUUAAAACGAUGUCCUUGGUAGGGGUCAUUCGCUUUAGCCCACUCUUUUCACCCAGUUCCAGUGCUUCACCUACUGUUGAUGAAAGAAAAUUAAAAAGCGCAAUUAAACGGGUUCCCCACAAUGGCAAGGAUUUACUUGAUUCGAUAUUUGAAAGCCAAAAUAAUUUAUUGACCGGAAUAACGCCUGACAUAAAUUAUUCUGACGUGAGCGUAUCGAUUAACGGCAAACUCGAUUGGGGGGUUGUAACUCCUGGAAGGUGUAAUAAAUUUAGCGGGAUAAAAAAUGAUAGAAAGAUCCCUAUCAAUAAAAUUAAAUCGGUGGCAUCUCAAGCUUUGGAGGAAGAAGAAGUCCAAAUCAACAAAAUCUCAAAAUCCCCUAAUAAACAAACGAUUUUGUCAACCACCACAUUUUCUUCUCAAAAAAUUGAUCCCACGGAAGGGGCUAAUUUGAAGCGCAAUAAUGAAAUAGCUGAAUUGAAAUCUAUCAAAUCUCACAAGAAAAGCCGAAUCAGUGAGAACGAACCGAAAUCAUCGCACCAGCUAAAAACACCGUUGUCGACGCAGCCCGAAUCUACAUGCUUAAAAAAUACCGAAAGUGAAUCUUGCAAGGAUAAUAAAGACAAAAAUGCUAUUUCAUUCAAUAAAUUCAACACUCACCAUUCCAGGUCUCACGAACCAAAUAACUUCGUACAUAAAACCAAGUCUCCAGCUAACAUAAAUAAACCGUUUAGUCAGAAAACCCUCGAAUCUUUGAGAGAAGAUAGUUCAAAAAUAUUGGGCAAAACGCAGCACAAAUGGCCCAAAAUAUCGAAAGCUAUCCUUCAUUCCAUCACUCUAUCUAAAGAGGGUCAUACCAAUAUAAACUCCAAAAUUUUACAAGAGACCACCGAAUUAAAGGCUAAUCCUGAUAUAGACGUGCUGUUGGAUGAGGUAGUAUUCGUUUCUCCGCAUGUUUCUCAAACUACAGAAAUCAUAACGCUCGAUGAUGAACCCUAUUUUGAUGAUCCUUUAGACACUAUCCCUCUCCCAUACGAUCCCUUCUAUCCUACGUCUACCUCCCCCCCUCUUAGUCCACCUCGCUCCUAUUAUGCCAGAAUUUCCCCUUUACCUCACCUGGCUCCUCCGCCUAUCCCUAUAUUCCAAUUAUCACUAACCUCCCUGCCUAUCCCCUUCUUAAAACCAUCUAGUUACGACCUAAAUAACCUUCCCGCCACAAUCUUACUACACAACGAUAGUGAUUCUAUUCCUUUACCCACUAACUCUUUUCCGUUAUAUGUACCGCCUACAUUUAUUGAACCAAUGAGGAUUACCACCAUUCCAGCUCCCCUUAGCCUUUGUCGUAUCAGUAUAGCUUCACGUUUUAAUAUGAAGGAUUAUUCGUGUCUUGCCUUUCGAUCUGAAGCUUUAUCCAAAGAAUUCGAAGCAAUUAUACCUUUUUCAAAGUCUUUAUCGUCGGUCAAAAAUAUAAUUGAGCAAGAUAACGGUUUCGCGAACGCAGCCCAAACAAAUCUUGAUCCUCCAUUUUUCGUAAAAGAGAAAGACGUAAAUUCCAACAUCAUCAAAGUUAUUGAUACUUUAGCCUCCUCAGUUACCAACGUUCAAAAUAAUCAAGGGGACACCUCCUCCAAAGUACAUCCAGAAGACGAAUCAUAUCCUAUUAAAUUAAAACCCGUCCUCCUUCCUGUACAGGAUAAAUCCACCAGGCCAGACGAUCUCAAUCAAGCAUUAUCCCUAGCAAUCGAAAAACUGACACGAAAAAUAACUAAGAAAAAAUCUUCCAAUCACAAUAAUCACUCGAAUCGUCAUAACUCUUCUAAAUAUCGCACUCAAACGUCCCCCAACUACCACCAAAACAAGAAAUCGCUGCAACAAUAUAACAAACCCCCCCUAUCUUUCGCCAUAAAAAAUGAGCUGGAACCUGGAAUAAUAUUAGAUUUGGCUGAAAAGGUUGAGCGGGAGGAAGGUCUAGUAGAGCGAUUGAAGCCAGUUUGCUCAGUCAAAGAAAAACUACUUUUCAAGGUCAAACGGAUGAAUGCCGAAAUAUCGAACACGAGUUUAUUAGACGUGGUAGAUAACGUAAUUGAAGUUGAGAAUAAUAAUGACAGAACGGUUAAUCGAAAUAUUAAUUUGGCUAGAAACGAAGAAGUUCCCGAUUCUGCUACCCAUUUAUGGAAAAGAGAAAAGUAUUUUCAAAAAUUGAAUCACCAACAACGAGUUGCCGAAGAAGUUAAAGUAGCGUUAAAGCCUUUUUACAAUAAAGGUGAGAUCGAUAAACAACAAUACAAAGAUAUUAUGAAACGAGCUGUAAUCAAGAUUUGCAGAAGUGGAAAAAUCAACCCUACCAAAAUAUUAGCUUUAGUUGAAGCCUACGUUAAGAUGUAUAUCAAAUAGUGCCAGUUUUUCACGUUGUUCGAAAAAAUAAUUGUUGAUUUUAUCAUUUUGAUCUUUAUUGUUAUCACUUUAAAUAAAAUAAAAGUUAUUUAUAUAUUUUAUAAAAUUGAACCCUCUAUUAUUUAUCCAUUUUUUUAUUGAUUUUCGAUACCCAAUUUUUAUAAAUGAUAAAAAUACAAU
This is a messenger RNA of Gordionus sp. m RMFG-2023, 3999 nucleotides long. RefSeq lists its product as uncharacterized. The transcript has 19 exons. Lineage: Eukaryota; Metazoa; Nematomorpha; Gordioida; Chordodea; Parachordodidae. The record is from RefSeq and is a predicted model, not a curated record. Bases 67 to 3819 code for a protein of 1250 amino acids.